Molecule: messenger RNA, 1143 nt
Organism: Trypanosoma brucei brucei TREU927
Lineage: Eukaryota; Euglenozoa; Kinetoplastea; Trypanosomatida; Trypanosomatidae
Gene: TB927.1.780
Exons: 1
Coding region: 1-1143 (380 amino acids)
Source: RefSeq, a predicted model, not a curated record
AUGCAUUCGCUACGGAGCAACAAACAAGAGGCUCGUGUUGAUAAUGACCCGCUUCAGGAAGUUGACUACUCAUACAACGUGCAGCAACUGCAGGCAGAAUUUCAUGUGUUACCUCCCUCUGAGGCGUACCGUGAGUUAUGUUUCCGUCAUCAAUGCAAGCCUAUAAACUCUGUUGCCAACUUGUUUUCUUCAUGUGUUGGUGAGUGGAACGUAACAACGCACUUAGAUUUUUCCCAGUCAUACAUUGGACCCAAAGGUGUGCGGCCUGUAGUUGAACUGUGCAAGCGUUUGCCCGCCCUCAAGUCAUUUAAUUGCGCAAAUAAUUAUCUCACUAACAAUGCGGUGUACUUCAUUUCGAGAAUGGCAGCGUUUCAUCCAUCAUUAGAGCGCCUUGAGCUUAGCUUCAACGAGUUUAUAUCAUGGACAGGUGGUAACUUUCUCUAUGAGCUGACACUAUGUAACAGUAACAUUAAAGAGGUGGGAGUUCUCCACACCAAGAUCCCACCAAAUGUAGCGGAGGAGAUAUUCCGGCAGUCACGCUGUAAUUGUGUCCUUGUGUAUCAGGCUAUGGGAAGACCACCGAAGCAAAGCAGCCAUCCAGAGGCGAUUCACUUGCGUGCGAUGAAGCGUUUCUUUAAUGACAUGCAGGAGAAUGGCACGGUUCCAGCUUCCGCUCUUGUUGAAGGUCACCGCGAGCGGUGCCGCAUACUUGGUGAGGCGUAUGAUGCGUCCAAAUACACAAAGGCUUUCUACGAUGAACUAAGUUCUCGUCUACCACAAGAUAAUAUUUCGUGGGAGGCUUUCAUCAUCACACUUAAGUUAGAUGGUAGCGUGUAUAACGAAGAGGCUGUGAAAAAACUUAGGCGGUUGUUCCUCGAAUUUAAUAUGGAACCAACCGCUGAACUAGAUGGCUUUGUGGAGGUGCGGGACCUCCCCGCUAUGUGCACACGUCUUAACAACGAACACGCACCUUCAACUGUAAUUAAGAAUAUGUGUGAUGUGCUGGGGCUAGAUGACACCAUGACACUGCAGUGGGAUGAGUUUCUGUCACUCAUGUACAAUAGCGUGGCAACAAACAUGGAGCACGGCGUCAACCUGCGCAUGGCAUCGCCGCAUUCGGCCGUGAAGAUGCUUCACCUUUGA